AUGAGCGACUUCUCUGCCGCCGACAAGCGCGCCUCGCUCGACGGCGCCGCCGCCAUGAAGCCGGUCACCUCGGCGCCCGCCAAGGCCGUCGUCACGAGCCACGACCUCGAUGCGACCGACGAGCGCCUGCAGCAGCUCGGCUAUGCGCCCGAGAUGCGCCGCAACCUCUCCGUCGGCGCCGUCAUCGGCCUCGGCGCCGCCAUCAUCGCCGCGCCGUUCGGCCUCUCGACGUCGGCGUCGUUUGCCCUCAUCAACGGCGGCGCCACGUCGUAUUUCUGGGGCUGGUUCCUCCUCUCGCUCAUCUCCGUCGCCAUUGCCGCGUCGCUCGGCGAGGUCUGCUCGCUCUAUCCGAGCAGCGGCGGCGUCUAUGUCUGGACCGCAUACCUGGCGCCGCGCAAGGCCUCGGUGCUCGCCAGCUUCGUCGUCGGCUGGAUCUCCGUGAUUGCCAACAUCACGCUUUGCCUCUCAAUCGCGUUCGGCGAGGCACAGCUCAUCAUGGCCGGCAUUUCCGUCUUCCGCAACAACGAAUGGACGCCCGAGACUUGGCACACGAUCCUCUGCUUCUGGGCAGUGAUGGUCUUCGCUGCGGCGGUCAAUGCCUUUGGCGUCAAGGGCAACUAUCUCGAGCUGCUCAACGUGUCGUCGAUGUGGUGGACUGGCGCAACGAGCAUCAUCAUCCUCGUCACCACGCUGGCGAUGAGCGACGACAAGCGCUCGGCGCAAGAAGUCUUUGCGCAGUGGGAGAACAGCAGCGGCUGGCCCGACGGCUGGUCCUUCUUCGUCGGCCUGCUCACGCCGGCCUACGUGCUCACGGGCUACGGCACCAUCUCGGCGCUGUGCGAGGAGGUCGUCGAGCCCGAGCGCGCCGUGCCGCGCGCUAUGGUCGGCAGUGUGCUGGCCGCCAGCCUCACGGGCUUUCUCUACGUGCUGCCGCUGGCGUUCGUUCUGCCGGUCGACCUCGACUCCAUCUUGACCUCGGCAGCCGGCCAGCCCGUCGUCGUGCUCUUCUCGCAGGUGACGGGCUCCGCCGGCGGCGCCUUUGGCUUGCUCUUCCUUAUCCUCGGCAUCGGCCUCUUCGCCUCCGUCGGCUCACUCACCGUCGCGAUCCGCUGCACAUGGGCCUUCAGCCGCGACGGCGGCCUGCCCGGCAGCCGCUGGCUGCGCAUCGUCAACAAGCGCCUCGACGUGCCGCUCAACUCGCUCUUCGUCAGCACCGGCCUGAUCAUGGCGCUCGGCCUCAUCUACUUUGGCGCCACUGCCGCAUUCAGCGCCUUCACUGGCGCAUGCACCAUCCUGCUCGGCGUCAGCUAUGUCUUUCCAGUCGUGAUGGUCAUCCUGCAGGGGCGCCGGCCGAUGCGCGAUGCGCCCUGGUCGCUCGGCGUGUGGGGCUGGGCCGCCAACAUCAUCGCACUGGCAUGGGUGCUCUUCUCAAUCGUGCUCUUCUGCUUCCCGACGACGGCGGAGAACACGCCCGAGACGAUCAACUACGCCAGCGUCGUCGUCGUCUUCUUUGCGUGCGGCGCUGCAGUGUACUACUUUGCCGGCGCCCGCAAGUUCUACACGGGCCCGCUCGGCGUCCUGAAGGAGGAUGAGCGCAUGCAUGCCAUCGAGGAGCGGCACGCAGCAGGCGCUGCCGCGCCGGAGCACCCCGUCUCGCGUCUCGAAUCAGGUAAGGACUAG
Messenger RNA from Tilletiopsis washingtonensis, 1680 nucleotides. Its product is annotated as polyamine transporter TPO5. Gene Ontology annotation, cellular component: membrane. The coding region runs from base 1 to 1680 and encodes 559 amino acids. Lineage: Eukaryota; Fungi; Basidiomycota; Exobasidiomycetes; Entylomatales. Gene Ontology annotation, molecular function: transmembrane transporter activity. The record is from RefSeq and is a predicted model, not a curated record. Gene Ontology annotation, biological process: transmembrane transport; amino acid transport. The transcript is spliced from 10 exons.